AUGCUGUCAACACUCGAACCUGAAGUUAACAUGUUUUGGGCUGGAAAAAUGUGCUGGCAUCUGGCAACCCUGACACUGCAGCCACGAGAGCGGUGCGGUCUUCUUUCUUUCUCCGCCUUGCUGAAAAAAACAGAUGUUCUUGAGAAGGUGCUGGAAACUACUUCAAGGAAGCCAGGAUUCCCCGCCGAUAUCCUCCACGAUCUCUUCGAAGGCGUAGUGCCGGUAGAACUGGCUCUUUGUUUGAAAGCUUGGAAACAUGGACUCCUCGCUGCGGUUACCUUGUACAGACAAAGAAGGUCCGGGCCAUUCGGGGAGAAGCUUUCAAGUCUUCUCUUGGACUACAGUGAGCAGGACAAGAAUGACGUACAAAAAACAAGAACUGCAGUCUUGUUUGGACUACCCCUGUAUUUAAAAGAAGACCCAAGCCAGAUAUUUCGAACUUGUAAGGAGGAGGAACUUGAUGGCAGCAAAGAUGGGACGGUUGCCCUGGUUGCUGUCACUGGAGAUGCUGCGACUCCUUGGUCCGCCCAACAGGUGGCCAUCGUGUUGGAGGACCAGAUCGUCUCAACUCACCGUUGCUGGGUGGAUGCACUGGUUAUCCUCUUCGGCCUAAUAUAUGCACUACACCUGGAGUACCCACAGAAAGUAAAGGGCUUCUUUGACUUUCUCCAAAUGAUCCUCCUCAACUUGGAUGAGGGGCGGAGGCAACUUUCCCCAAAAUUGCAGACACUGAAAAAUGAACUGGACAAUGAGUAA
Molecule: messenger RNA, 756 nt
Organism: Knipowitschia caucasica
Lineage: Eukaryota; Metazoa; Chordata; Actinopteri; Gobiiformes; Gobiidae
Source: the annotation of a GenBank genome assembly